AUGCCCUUUUUAAAGUCGAAGGCUGGUCAGAUGUACAGACAGUUGCCUCGCGUGCCCACGACCAGGUUUCUCUCGCCGCAAGAGCUCACGUCUGAUAUAUUAUUCAGCGGAUACAGGCCCAUCGUGUGUCCGUUGCGGGAGAACCCGUUGUUCCAGGCGAAGGUGAAGGAAGCCGAAGCUAAAUCGAGACAGGAGGCCGAAUCGCAGGCCCAGGCCCAGGCUAAGGCCCAGGCCAAGGAAACCAAGGACCCUCAGGAAGAAGAGCACCCGUUCAUGGCUGGUCCCAAUGGGACAGGGGGUAUUUUAUCUGGCGGUGUGAACGGAACAUGGCGAUACAACCCGCGUAUACCCAACAAGCUUCUCCAGAGUGCGCUUUGGUCGAGCAGUGCGAUGGGGAUGGAGUACUAUCCGGAGUGGAAUGCCAUUCCCAGCAAGGUAUCUGCCAGUUUGAAGCCGUUCCAGCUGGACAGCGACAUGGAGACACGGCCCGGCGUGAAGUUACAGGACGAGCUGCAAGACGACAAGACAGUAGACCAGUACGAGCAAGUGGUGCAAGAGUACUUGCAACAAUGGAGGGGCAAGUGA
This is a messenger RNA of Kluyveromyces marxianus DMKU3-1042, 585 nucleotides long. It is a transcript of the gene SUE1, whose product is annotated as Sue1p. Bases 1 to 585 code for a protein of 194 amino acids. Gene Ontology annotation, cellular component: mitochondrion. The record is from RefSeq and is a predicted model, not a curated record. Lineage: Eukaryota; Fungi; Ascomycota; Saccharomycetes; Saccharomycetales; Saccharomycetaceae. The transcript has a single exon.